AUGGUCCACCACAGAGAGGAGGAUCUGAUCGGAAUCCCCUUCCCGAAUCACAGCAGCGACGUCCUCUGCAGCCUCAACGAGCAGCGUCGCGACGGGCUGCUCUGCGAUGUCAUCCUCAUCGUCCGCGACCAGGAGUACCGCACCCACCGCUCCGUCCUGGCCGCCUGCAGUCAGUACUUCAAGAAGCUCUUCACAGUGGCCACUACUGAUGGCGGAGAUCCCAAUCACGCCGCGGCUGUGUAUGAAAUUGACUUUGUGGCUCCAGAGUCGCUCACAGCCAUCCUGGAGUUCGCCUACACGUCCACGCUGACAGUGACGGCGUCAAACGUCAAAGAGAUUCUCAACGCAGCUCAGAUGCUGGAGAUACCCUGCAUCAUCAACGUUUGCCUGGAGAUCAUGGACAGCGGUGGCGGAGGGGGCGGCGGCGGGGGUGGGAGAGAGGUGGAAGGGGAGGAAGAUGAAGAGGAGGAGGAAGAAGAGGAGGAAGAGGAAGAAGAAGAGGAGGACGAAGAGGAGGACGCAGGGUCGAGAAAGGAUGAGCACGAGGAAGAAGAGGACAAUGUCAGCGAGAGGUCGCUCCAGUCUUCCAUGAGCAGGGGGGAGCGGACGCCCCCGGGGAUGGAGGAUUCGCCACCUCCGAGCACCUCUAAGUACCACCAGCAGUUCGGGCUGCACAGGGAGACGCCCCAGUCGCAGUCUCCAGAAACCACGAGAAAGCAGGAGAGCAUUGAGACUCGAGCUCUGAAAGAUUUCUCCAUCGAGUCUCUCCUCCAGGAAGGGCUCUACCCUCGCAUGCCAGCACUGGACAGGAGGUCCAACUUUUCUCCUCUCCUCCCAGGCUUCUACCCCCCGAUGUGGGCCGCCGAGUUCCCAGCUUUCCCCCAGCAGCUCCUAGAGCCAGCUCACCACCCUCACGCGGGGUCUUCACCGCAAACCAGGCUCCCCCACAGCUUCCCUGCCUCCACACCACUCGAAGCCUCCAGACCCCUCGAUCUGGCUGUAAAAAGAGAGAUCAUAAAGGAGGAGAUGAAAGAUGAAGUCCCUCCCAGUAUGCUCCAAGGCGAACUGCUGAAGGAGUUUGUCAGCUCGAGCCUGGACGGCACUAUGAACGCAGGGUCAGUGCCAGCAGAGAGUCAUCCGCUGGGUCCCAUUAAAGAUGAGGCAGACUUUCGGUCGUACCUGAGUUUUCUGAGCUCCGCGUCCCACCUGGGUGCGCUGUUCCCCCCCUGGCAGCUGGAGGAGGAGAGGAAGAUGAAGCCCAAAGCGUCACAGCAAUGUCCCAUAUGCAACAAGGUCAUACAAGGAGCUGGGAAACUACCACGGCACAUGAGGACACACACAGGGGAGAAACCAUACAUGUGCACAAUCUGUGAAGUACGAUUCACCAGACAAGACAAGCUGAAGAUCCACAUGCGGAAGCACACAGGUGAACGCCCCUACAUCUGCCUUCACUGCAACUCCAAGUUUGUCCACAACUAUGACCUGAAAAAUCACCUGCGCAUCCACACGGGCGUCCGUCCGUAUCAGUGCGAACACUGCUACAAAAGUUUCACGCGGUCUGACCACCUGCAUCGGCACAUCAAGCGGCAGAGCUGCCGAAUCUCACGCCCCCGCCGGGGACGGAAGCCAGCUGCUUGGCGUUCAGCGCCCCCCGGCAACUUCCUGUGUCCCCCUACUGCUGCGACCAACCGGUUCGAGGAGACCAGGUUGAGCCCCGCGUACCAGGGGGUCAAGAGUCACGCACUUGGGGAGCUGCUGGGCCUCGGGAACAGAGGUCAGGGGUUUAAGAGCGCGGACGCUGCCGGCAGGGAGAGCAGGGAGGAGCUGCGGGCAGAAGGGAAGCACAUCGCGGAGGAGGAGAAGCCGGGAGCUGGGAGGCAGAGGGGAGUGUUUGCUUUUGCUCUAGCUGGAGAAGAAGUGCUUACCCAAUCUCCAUAUUAUGCUGCGACCUCUAACCCCUGGGCCAUGAGGCUGGAGCGGGCUCCACCCAUCCCUGAGCCGGCCAAAUGAACACUGGUCUGCAGAAGACAAAAGGAAAAAAAAGACAAAGAAAAUGUCUUUAAUCUCUGCAUCUCAUCUGCUCCAGAAAGCUAAAGCACCUUUUACAGAGAGAGAGAGACAGCAAGAGAGAGUGACGCGUCAAUGAAUAGCUCGAAGCCUGCUGAUAACAGAUAACAGAUAAUUCAAUCAAAAAGCAGACUUUUGUCACCUCAGCACGAAACAGUAGGUCAACACAGGUCUUACUAUUCACAUUAAUGAAGCUUCUCUUCUUCUAAAUGAAUGUGAUUAGCAGCACCCGUGAGUACCUGCAGCACGAUGUCGUGGCCGACGGCGACAAAAAGGUCUAUUUCUUCAUCCCCGUGAAUGUUUACAUAUUCCUUCAAAAGAAGCAAAACAGUCUGUUUAUGAGGAAUGCCGUUUUCGUACAUGUAUAUUUUUUUGCAUUAUUUAUUCAAAACGCUGUAAAAAAAUUAAAAAAAUAAUUCUGAUAAGAUUCCUCUUUUUAAAAUGCAGAAUGUAAACACAUGAUCACAAAUGUACAAAAAGGGGGAAUUCAUUGUUGAAAAUGGCAUUAAGCAGAUAGAAUUAACAUAAAAGAAAAUUGAAAUAUAGCUUAAUAAAUCAAUAAAUAACCCUUCACUGAGACAAUUUUACGUUUUUAUUUUAAGUCGUUGGGUUUACGUGUUGAAAAAGGGCAGCGCUUUCAAAAUAAAAGCAUCUAUGGUGCUUGGAUGCUUUAGUUGUCAUCUUAUAGUUUUCUAAAAAUAAAGGGAGACCACUUGAAGACUUAAUCAGGAGACACGAUGAUGCGUUACUAUCCCUCCACUGCCUUCAUUCUCAUUUAAGCUCUUUUGUCUGCACUAUUGUACAUAUGGACCCAAACUUUUUGGCCAUGCUGGUGUUAAUUACGGUUCUGUUGCUGAUGUUGUAAAAAUAAAGGAGUAAAUAAAGAAAGAAAAGAAAAAGAAAAGCUCUUAAAAGACUAUGAGAAAUCCAUCCAAAGAUGUGUGCUUUGAUAUUUCAGACUUGAAUAAGAUUUUGUUUUAAUGUUUAUGACCACGUGUCUUCAGAGGAUGUAUAUUUCUGACUAAUCAAUUUCCGCUCUAGCUACACGGUAUGCUUGUGUUUUGUUUUUUGGGUUUUGUUUUUUUUUUGGUUUGUUUGGGGGGGGUUUCUGCUGCAAGAAAUCAAUAAUUUUUUUUCAUCUAACGUUCAUCUCUGAUUUGUGUAUAAAGAAGUAACAAAAAAAUAUUUGAAUUGAAAUGGGAAAGUAUUUUCUUGCUAUUUAUGGCGUAUUUAAAUGAAUGAGCCUUGGCUAUAUUUUGCAAAUCUGUUUUAUAAAGACACUAAAUGCAAAAAAAA
Messenger RNA from Oreochromis aureus, 3363 nucleotides. RefSeq names its product zinc finger and BTB domain-containing protein 7C. Bases 1 to 2010 code for a protein of 669 amino acids. The record is from RefSeq and is a predicted model, not a curated record. Gene Ontology annotation, biological process: regulation of transcription by RNA polymerase II. The transcript is spliced from 3 exons. NCBI's taxonomy places the organism in Eukaryota, Metazoa, Chordata, Actinopteri, Cichliformes, Cichlidae. Gene Ontology annotation, molecular function: protein binding; DNA-binding transcription factor activity, RNA polymerase II-specific; RNA polymerase II cis-regulatory region sequence-specific DNA binding.